This is a messenger RNA of Corylus avellana, 4428 nucleotides long. RefSeq names its product Protein kinase superfamily protein. Gene Ontology annotation, molecular function: ATP binding; protein serine/threonine kinase activity. NCBI's taxonomy places the organism in Eukaryota, Viridiplantae, Streptophyta, Magnoliopsida, Fagales, Betulaceae. The record is from RefSeq and is a predicted model, not a curated record. Gene Ontology annotation, biological process: peptidyl-serine phosphorylation; intracellular signal transduction.
CCAUUUUUUUCUCUAUCUACUCUCAGACAACCAAGACAAAAAGCCACCAUCUUCUCUCUAUCUCUCUCUAGAAUUCAAUUCCUUCACUUUCUCUCUCUAGAAUUCCAGUUCCUCAUCUUCAAUGUCAGUCUCAGCAGCCCUGGUGCUAUGCUAGGGCUCUGAAACUGCAAAAUGGUGUUCAAGGGGCGCUUCUUCUCCUCCUCCAAGAAAUCCGACUCCUCCAGCCCCGACGGAUCCAACUCCAACUCCCCCCGAUCCCUCGCCUCCAACUCCCCGCUCCGAUCUGACAAGAAGAAGCCCAAAUCCUCCUCCAAGGACGACAACCCCUCUACUUUCCGCCAGACGCAAGCGAAAGAUGGACUCAAGAAGAAAGAUUCCAAGGACAAACAAACUAUAACGCCAACUCAAACCCCGUCAAAACCCACUAAAACUUUCGGGUCGGGGUCUGGGUCCAAGGAGAAGAAGGUGGCUACACCGGCGGAGCCUCUCUCGCAGGUGUCGCCGAUACUGGCGUCGUCUCUGGGAUUGAAUAGGAUAAAGACUCGAUCAGGGCCGUUGCCGCAGGAGAGCUUUUUUGGGUUUAGAGGCGGCGGCGGUGGCGACAAGGGCUCCGCGCUCGGCGCCAGUAAUUUGUCCAGGCCCGGAAACGCCGAUGCCGGCUCCGGUACGGGUUCCGGGAGUGGAGGGAAGAAGAAGGAGGUGGCGGGGCCGAGUAGUAGGAUGUUGGGGUUCCAAGAGCAUUGGGUGGAUAAUGGGAGCAAUUCGGAUAGUAUGUCCACUGGGAGUGCGCAGUCCAGGGACCAGAGCCCCAACGUGGUGGGGCGCUCGAGGUUACAGAAUGGGGAGUCCUCCUCUCAAGCUGGGCGCUAUGAAUCAUCAUGGGGUCAGUCUGGAGGGUUAAUCAGUCCAGAUGUUUGUACACCAGAGACUGCAUAUGACUGUGACAAUCCAAAGGAGUCUGAGUCUCCCCGUUUUCAAGCCAUACUACGUGUUACAAGUGCACCUAGAAAGAGGUUUCCUGCUGAUAUCAAAAGUUUUUCUCAUGAACUAAAUUCCAAGGGUGUUCGCCCUUUCCCAUUUUGGAAGCCUCGAGGCUUAAAUAACUUGGAGGAAAUAUUGGUUGUCAUACGGGCAAAAUUCGACAAAGCAAAGGAAGAAGUAAACAAUGAUCUGGCUAUUUUUGCAGCAGAUCUGGUCGGAAUUCUUGAAAAAAAUGCAGAUAGUCAUCCUGACUGGCAGGAAACUAUUGAGGACUUGCUGGUUUUGGCUCGGAGCUGUGCUAUGACAUCUCCUGGGGAGUUUUGGCUUCAAUGUGAAAGCAUAGUUCAGGAAUUGGAUGAUAGGCGUCAAGAACUUCCACCGGGUAUGCUGAAACAGCUUCAUACCCGAAUGCUUUUCAUUCUCACAAGGUGUACCAGAUUGUUGCAGUUCCACAAAGAAAGUUUGGCCGAGGAUGAACAUGUUAUUCACUUUCGUAAAUCUAGCAUCCUGCAUCCUGUGGAAAAACGAAUUCCUCCCAGCAUGGGAAGGGAGUCCAAGACUUCUAGUGCUACAAAGGUCUCAAAGGCUCUUUCAGCUAGGAAAUCUUACAGUCAGGAGCAGCAUGGCUUGGAUUGGAAGAGAGACCAUGUCAUACAGCCAGAAAAGUUUCUCUUACCUCCUGCAGAUGACACUUCAAAGAACUUGGAGUCUCCCUCAGGCAGGAACCGGAUUGCUUCGUGGAAGAAACUUCCAUCUCCAGCAGGAAAAAGCACAAAAGAAGCUGCUCCGUUGAAGGAGCAGAAUGAAGGUAAAAGUGAAUCUUUCAAGACAUUAACCAACAGGAGGGGGAUUUCUGACACAGAUUUGGAUCCUGCUAAGCCUCCCGAGCUUCCUUCUGCGAAAGAUUCUCUUGAACAUACUUCAAAGCACCAGCACAAAGUUUCUUGGGGUUACUGGGGAGAUCAGCAAAAUAUUUCUGAUGAAAGUUCAAUAAUAUGUCGCAUUUGUGAGGAGGAGGUCCCUACUUCAAAUGUGGAAGACCAUUCAAGAAUUUGUGCCAUUGCUGAUCGAUGUGAUAAGAAGGGUCUAAGUGUCAAUGAGCGUCUUGUCAGAAUUUCCGAAAGUCUUGAGAAGAUGAUGGAAUCAUUUGCACUGAAGGAUAUUCAACAUGUAGUAGGAAGUCCAGAUGUUGCAAAAGUAUCAAAUUCAAGCGUGACAGAAGAAUCUGAUAUUCUCUCUCCAAAACUCAGUGAUUGGUCCCGUAGAGGCUCAGAGGACAUGCUUGAUUGUUUUCCUGAAACUGAUAAUUCUGUGUUAAUGGAUGAUAUGAAAGGUUUACCUUCAAUGACAUGUAAAACUCGUUUUGGCCCAAAAUCUGAUCAAGGAAUGACAACAUCAUCUGCUGGUAGCAUGACACCUAGGUCUCCGUUGUUGACACCAAGGACCAGUCAGAUUGACUUGCUCUUGGCAGGAAAGGGUGCCUACUCUGAGCAUGAUGAUGUUCCACAGAUGAAUGAACUUGCUGAUAUUGCAAGAUGUGUAGCAAAUACACCUUUGGAUGAUGAUCGCACUUUACCAUAUUUAUUAACUUGUCUUGAAGACUUGAGGGUUGUCAUUGACCGCAGGAAGGUUGAUGCGCUUACAGUGGCGACAUUUGGGGCACGCAUUGAGAAGUUGAUUAGGGAGAAGUAUUUGCAGCUUUGUGAGAUGGUGGAUGAUGAAAAGGUUGACAUAACCAGUACUGUAAUUCAUGAAGACGCUCCUUUGGAGGAUGAUGUGGUUCGAAGCUUGAGAACAAGCCCUAUACAUUCUUCAUCCAAGGACCGUACCUCUAUAGAUGACUUUGAGAUUAUAAAGCCAAUCAGUCGUGGAGCAUUUGGAAGGGUUUUCUUGGCUAAAAAGAGAACAACAGGGGACCUAUUUGCGAUAAAGGUUCUUAAAAAGGCAGAUAUGAUCCGUAAGAAUGCUGUUGAAAGUAUAUUAGCAGAACGUGAUAUUUUAAUUUCUGUCCGCAAUCCUUUUGUGGUUCGCUUCUUUUAUUCUUUUACAUGUCGUGACAACCUGUAUCUUGUGAUGGAGUAUCUAAAUGGAGGAGAUUUGUAUUCGUUAUUGAGAAAUUUGGGCUGCUUAGAUGAGGAUGUUGCUCGUGUAUAUUUAGCAGAAGUUGUGCUUGCUUUGGAAUAUUUACAUUCUCUGCGCGUGGUUCAUCGUGAUUUGAAGCCUGAUAAUCUGUUGAUUGCACAUGAUGGUCAUAUUAAGUUGACGGACUUUGGACUUUCUAAGGUUGGUCUGAUCAACAGCACUGAUGACUUGUCUGGUCCCGCAGUCAGUGGGGCAUCCCUACUUGGGGAAGAUGAACCUCAGUUAUCUGUAUCCGAGCAUCAGCGAGAAAGGAGGAAAAAACGUUCUGCUGUGGGUACACCAGAUUAUUUGGCACCAGAGAUACUUUUGGGAACAGGACAUGGUGCAACUGCUGAUUGGUGGUCUGUGGGUGUCAUAUUAUUUGAGUUGAUAGUUGGCAUUCCACCCUUCAACGCUGAACAUCCUCAGACAAUAUUCGAUAAUAUUCUCAAUCGUAAAAUACCUUGGCCCCGGGUACCGAAUGAAAUGAGCCUUGAAGCACAAGAUCUAAUUGAUCGAUUACUGACAGAAGAUCCUCAUCUGAGACUUGGAGCCAGAGGAGCAUCGGAGGUGAAGCAACAUUUAUUCUUUAAAAAUAUCAACUGGGACACGCUUGCCAGGCAGAAGGCUGCGUUUGUUCCCUCUUCAGAGAGCGCACUAGAUACCAGUUACUUCACAAGUCGCUACUCAUGGAACCAUUCGGAUGACCAUGAUUAUCCUCCCAGUGAACCUGAGGACUCCAGUGAUGCUGAUAGCUUAAGUGGCAGCAGUAGUUGCUUGAGCCAUCGGCAGGAUGAAGUGGGAGAUGAAUGUGGGGGUCUUGCUGAAUUUGAUUCUGGUUCAUCAGUCAAUUACUCCUUCAGUAAUUUCUCAUUCAAGAAUCUCUCUCAGCUCGCAUCAAUCAACUAUGAUCUGCUUACUAAGGGUUUGAAGGAGGAUAACCCAACAAACCCUAAUGCAUGACCUAUCUUCCCGUCGAAAGCUGGGAUUGGGUUUUGAAAUUAGGUUGAUUGAAGGGCUAAUCAGUGUUGUUGUAUACCCUGUACAUAAAUAUAAGAAAAUGAGAGGCUGAGACUGGUUCGGGAUUGUGCUCUCUCCACAUAGUUAACAUGCCCUACUCUGUGGAGUUUCAGUUUUAGCGUUGAGCUGUUUUGUUUCAUUUUGAGAACCUUUACCCUAGUUUAUAUGCCUCAAUGUUGGUUGCAGUCUCCUCUCAUGGUGUACCUUGAUUUUUUUUUUUUUUUUUUUUUUUCUCCAUAGUAAUGAGAACACACCCUUUUGUACAGUUUACCAUGUAGUUUAUGAACUUUCUAUUUUCUGAGCUUA